Molecule: messenger RNA, 3203 nt
Organism: Daphnia magna
Lineage: Eukaryota; Metazoa; Arthropoda; Branchiopoda; Diplostraca; Daphniidae
Product: proteoglycan 4
Exons: 24
Coding region: 281-3022 (913 amino acids)
Source: RefSeq, a predicted model, not a curated record
AAAGGAUGAAUUCUUCAUACACGGAAAACAAAACUUGUUUUGGAUGCUUUCCUCAGUUUGAUUGGACCAUCAAGUUUUCCCCAGCAACUUUCUAUCUGUAAAUGUCAGUCGAUGUCAAUAGUAUUUUCGCUUGAACAAACUGUUUGUGAAGAAACGAGAGUUUAUAAAAGAGGAACGACUUGAAACAAAGACAUAUCACUACCGACCCUUGGCUUUCCUGGACUUGAGAAAUAAAUGGCCAAAGAUUGCUUGCAAAACACCCGAUCCAUCGUUCCUUGCAAUGAUUUUUUCUAAAAUCGUUCUGGUGAUUGUGUUCCUAGUGAACGUGUCACACGCCCAGGACAUCAGAAACAGCGAUCUGGAGGUAAUCGAGAUUAAAGGCCAUAAAUACGAAGAUUACGACAUCAACAAUACAGAUGGAUACGAUGGCGGAAAUCCUAUCAAAAAAAGCACUGCACCUGGAAACAGCAGAAAUAAUAAUGGAUACCAAUUCGCAUUACACAAAAAAGUUAAAAAAAAAGGAGAUAUCGAUCAAAUAGGCGACUACAAGAAAAGAGGCCAUGGUUACAGCGAUGGAUACAGCGAAUACAAUUAUGAUCACGGCAAAGGCAAGAAAGAAAAAGAAAGUGAAGGUAAUUUGAAGAACAAAAACGUUCAACCUGAUGCUUUUCGUCUACAUUUAACGGUAUUGAAAAACCUUUCUAAAGACAAAAAAAAACCACCUCACUUAGGAUAUGAAAACGAUGACAUGCAAGGCAAACCAUAUGGCAUUGUAACGAUAAAGGACACAAAAGGAAAUGGUGGAACAAAUCGUCGUUACAGAAGAAGUGGUGGCAAUGGAUUUGACACUGGUGAAAUCGGAGGAUACAUUAUACUCUCACACGAAAUAAAGAGCAAUGAUAAGGGAGGCAGAGGAAUUGGAGGUCAUCACUAUAAUGGCGGAAUUGAAGGAGGAUACGACAGCGAUGGAAGAGGUGCUGUAUACAAGAACGACGGAAGAGGCAGUAAUUUUGCUGGGGGUGAUAACGUCGGUGGAAAAAGAAGCAUUGAACCCACAGCUGGCGGGAAAAUAAACGGCACCCCAAAUAACGGAAAUAGACUACAAAAUAGCAUUAAAAAUGUACCACCAAUUGUGAAACACAACGGGAAUGGAAUCAGAAAUGUUGGACCUGCCAUCAGCGUCAGUAACGCAAUCGAUUUAGGAAAGUUUCAAACUGGCAGUAGACCACUAAAUGGAAUAGGAAACACGGGACCCAUUGGAGGAGCAGGAACCAUUCCCACGAAUAAUGCAGCCAGCCCUCUAAGUAACAAAGGACUCAAGACCAAUAUUGGCAAUGUCAGCAAUCAGAAAACCAAUCCUGUACAACCCAUUAGCCCCAAACCCAUACCAAAUAAUAGCCCCAAACCCAUACCAAAUAUUAGCCCCAAACCCGUACCAACCACUAGCCCCAAACCCGUACCAAAUAUUAGCUCCAAACCCGUAGCAACCACUAGCCCCAAACCCGUACCAAAUAUUAGCCCCAAAACCGUACCGACCAUUAGCCCCAAACCCGUACCAACCAUUAGCGCCAAACCCGUACCAAUAAUUAGCCCCAAACACGUAACAAACAUUAGCCCCAAGCUCGUACCAACCACCAGCCCCAAGCUCGUACCAACCACCAGCCCCAAGCUCGUACCAACCACCAGCCCCAAGCUCGUACCAACCACCAGCCCCAAGCUCGUACCAACCACCAGCCCCAAACCCGUACCAACCACCAGCCCCAAACCCGUACCAACCACCAGCCCCAAACCCGUACCAACCACCAGCCCCAAGCCCGUACCAACCACCAGCCCCAAACCCGUACCAACCACCAGCCCCAAACCCGUACCAACCACCAGCCCCAAACCCGUACCAACCACCAGCCCCAAACCCGUACCAACCACCAGCCCCAAACCCGUACCAACCACCAGCCCCAAACCCGUACCAACCACCAGCCCCAAACCCGUACCAACCACCAGCCCCAAACCCGUACCAACCACCAGCCCCAAACCCGUACCAACUGUUAGCAGCUUAAGCAACAAAGACAAAACAAAUGCUGGACCAGUCAAUAGCAAAAAAUUGAACAGCAACACAAAUAAUGGAAGCCAAAUUCCAACUAAUAACAAACCCCUAAAUGGGCAGGAUGGCAAUAUUGAUGGAAAAAAGAAUAUCAAUCCCUUCGUUACUGUGGGUGUAAAAAUCAACAGCAACCCAAAUGGAGGAAACAAAACGAAAAGUAAUAAUAACGUGCCUGUAAUCGUACAGAAUGGCGAUGCGAGAAAAAACAUUGAACCUCCUGUUGCUGCGAAAGUGAACCCCACAGCUACAGAACACAAACCUAAGAGUCAAAAUGGAUCUACAGGUGGGGAAAAAGAGAGCACCAAUGAAAACAAACCUAACCCACCCAUUCCUAGCCAAAAAGGCAACAAUAGCACAAAUAAUGAAAGCAAAGCUAAAGCUAUCAGCGAGACAGAAAGCAGUCAGAAAAAUGGGAAAAUAAACAUCGACCCCGUUUUACUGCACAAAAGCAACAUCACCGCAAAGAAUGAAGACAACGUUAAAAAAAGUAGCAGUGGACCGAGUAAAAGCGAAAAAAUGAGCAGCACGAGCACCGGGAAAAGGAACAUUGGCUCCAUUAUUGGCGCUAAAGGCAACAGCACAAGAAUUAGAGAAGAAGUUGCCGGUGGACUGCUAAGCAGCGAAAAGACAAGUAAUGGAAGGAGACACGUGGGAGCUACAAUAGGCGGCAAACACACCAGUAUUACUGGUAAUGGGGGCAAUGGAAGAAGACAAAUCGGAUCGGUUAUUGGCAGGAAAAACAACAAUCAAGCUAGCAACAUAAGCAUCGAAAUUGGCACUACAAAAAGAAAUAUUGGUUCCACCAUCGGCGAUACUACCAAUAACAAUGCAAUCAAAACUCAAAGCGCAUUGCUGAACAGUGGAAAGAAAAACGGUGGAAAUGGAAAGAGAAACAUUGGAUCUGUGAUUGGCAGCAAAGCGUGAAUUUUUUUUACGUGUCUUUUAGUAUUACCUGGAGGUGGACAGCAAUUUCUAGUAAACCUAAAGGUUCACAAUCAACCAUUUUCAGUCAGAAAUCCGAAGCCUCAUCAAGACUCUUCUUUGCAAGAAGUUCCUCUCUUUGAUAUUCUUUCGUUCCGAUAAUUGGUUUGACUUCGAUAGUCUU